Molecule: messenger RNA, 2121 nt
Organism: Pyricularia grisea
Lineage: Eukaryota; Fungi; Ascomycota; Sordariomycetes; Magnaporthales; Pyriculariaceae
Exons: 2
Coding region: 1-2121 (706 amino acids)
Biological process (GO): protein phosphorylation
Cellular component (GO): cytoplasm
Molecular function (GO): ATP binding; protein binding; protein serine/threonine kinase activity
Source: RefSeq, a predicted model, not a curated record
AUGACAGACCCCGAUAUCAUCCUCUACCUCUACCCUAUCGAUGGCUUGGGCAACAAAGGCGCCUCUUACGCUAUUUCCCUGCCCGAGAAUAAGUCGAGGUUCGUCCCAGCGGCCGCCAGCAGUAGUAACAAUGUUCGCCGCAGCCGUCAGGACAGGGAUGCGACCGAGGAGCCCGAAGAGCGUGGACGCUUCAAUGGGGACCCUUGUAUCGUACUCAGGUUCAGCCAGGGCGCCCGAAGCCGUCUUGGUGUCGUAACAGGACGUGCACCGGACGUUGACUUUGUGCUGCCGAAACUGCCGGGAGUUAGCCGCUUCCACCUCUCCUUCACCUUUGACGACCAGAAUCGGCCGAUCGUCCGAGACCUGGGCUCUCUCUGGGGGACGAAAGUCACUUACGACGGGGAGAAGGGCGAGAGCCGGUCCAAAUUCGACUGGUUGCUACAAGCACCUGGUUCCGUGCGCAAUGAGGGCAAAUUACCUGUUCUUGAGGUGACGCCGCAUAUCCAGUUCCGGGUUUUUGUUCCCCCGCGCGACUUCACGUCCCAGGAUCACAUCGACCGAGUGACUGCCUUUCGACAGGGCACGGCCGACCCCGGAGGCAUGCUCGCCUCUUUGGUCCUCCACAGCGGGUCAAGAACCACGCUUCCGAGUGGAACCCAGACGCCGGCGCAUCCCUCAGGAACCAUCUUGUACAAAAGGUUCCUCGGUAAUGGCGUAUUUGGCGUCGUAAGCUACAUUUGGAACGUGACGACGGGAGAGGAGUACGCCGUGAAAGAGCCGCUGUUGGAGGUCAUCCGAAGCGGCCAGGUUAUAAUGAAAGACUGGAAGAAAGAGGCCAACAUGAUGGGUGCCCUCUCUCACCCCCAUAUUGUCGCUUUCCGAGGCGCCACCUACGCUCCGCAUCCUCAACUGAAAUUCGAAUACGUCCCCGGCGGUUCCCUCGAUGCUUGCAACGACCUUUCGACGUUCGAGAAUGUCCAAGUGCUAUGCCAGCUGCUCUCAGCGUUGCGCUAUCUGCACUCGCGCGAACCCCCCAUUAGCCACCGCGACAUCAAACCCCAGAACAUACUCGUACAAUACCACCGUCCCAACGAGAUUCAUGUAAAAUUCGCCGACUUCGGACUCGCCAAGGCCGCUUAUGAUUUUAAGACGUUCUGCGGCACGCGGCUGUGGAUGGCGCCCGAAGUGUACAGCCAAGGCGACCCGUACAGCGUCGCCGUUGACCUGUGGUCGCUCGGCGUCGUUGUGGCGUCGAAGGAAUGCAAGCUUCCCAAACAGAAACCGGCGUACGAAUCAAGCCCGGUGGAUUGGAGCCGUGCGGUGAUGAGGCACGUUUCCAGAUCGGCGCAGACAGGAAACACCCUGCUCGCGUUUAUCCUUGAAACAAUGCUGGUGUUGGAUCCGCGCGAGAGGAAGGACGCGGCGUAUUGCCACGACGCGGCCCUGCAGCUGAAAGACAAUGACUUACGACUAGCGUCUCUGGAUGUUGCCGAGAGCAUUGGCAGCGAAUCGAACAGCGGCCUGGUCGCCCAAGCGACGACGGGCUCGGCAUUUCAGGGCCGCCGCCAUCCCUCGCCGGUGUACGAGGACGUAGAAAAAGAAUCCACCAUCCGCCGACGUUCCCUUAUCGCAGACCUGGGCUGGCGAGGCACAGACAUGAUCGACUCAAUCAUCAACCCGACCGAGUCUGGUGGGAGCUCUGAAACUUCUUACCGCCAGUUGCGCUCGGAUGCCCCAACUCCCGACACCCGGGCUGGUGGCAGCUCUCGCAUUCUCCCGCUGGGCAAUCUACUCGAGGGCGACCUACAGGAAACUGCAAACGGGGAGGCCGGGCACUCUACUUUUAGAGAAGCACAUGGUGUUUCCUCUCUUGUUCUCCAGCACCUUGGUCAGGAGGUCUAUAAAAAAUAUGAUGGGGAUCAAAACAACUCUGAGUUGGCGACAGGGGAUUCACGCCUACCGCACAAGAGAGAGAGGCCCAGCGAGCGCAGCUCGCCACGGUUGGCUACCUGCUCUCCAGACCCGGAUACAUGUGUCAAACGUAACAAGACUAUACGGGCGACGACCAUAUUGGAUGGGAGUGAUGCGUCUACGGCUUGCCGGGGCAUGCAAUAUAAAUAG